CUCGAGUCUGGCUCGGGGCUCGCCCUCCCACCGCCGGCGCGCUGCCGCGCCUCGGCCCGCUCUCGCCGUGCGAUGAUGACGGCGGCGCCGACCCGCGGCGCCGCGAUGGCCCCCGGGCCCGCCGCGGCGCCGCAGCGCCAGCUGGGCGGCCAGCCGCCCCACGUCCGCGGGGCCGGGUCCCUCGACCAGCCGACCCCCGGCCUGGGCCGCGGCGCUUGGCCGGGCGGCUCCGCGCGCGGGGGCGGCGUGGGCGCGGGCGCGGGCCAGGAGCCAGCGGCCGCCGUGGCUGCGGUUCUCGUGGCCGCACUCCUGGCAGGCAGCGGCCGCCGCCGCGAGAAGAAGCGUGCGCCAGCAGUCGCCCUCGCCGCGAGAGGGGGCCAGAAGGUUGUGCCGCGGGCGGUGGACGGGGGCCCGCACGCGACGGAGCCCGCGGUCGAGCUGCGCUGGCUGCUGGCCCAGGCUGUCGAGCGCCGCCAGCCGCAGGGCGGGUGCCCGCCGCAGGAGGCCGCCGCCGCCAAGCGGGUCGUGCGCGCGACUCUGGCGCGGCUGCUGAGCGCCAGCGCGACGGAGCGAACGUUCCAGGCAUGCUACCAGCAGCACCUCCCUGCGGCCCUCGAGCAGGAGGGCGCGGCCAGGGGGGCGGUCUCGGCGGCGGUGAGGCAACUAGUGGAGGAGAGCCUGAGGUGGUACCACAUGCUGGAGGACCCGCGUGGAGCUUCGGCGGCGUGCGUGGAGCUCGAGUUCUUGGUCGCGGUGCCCGGCGACGCAUCGUGGCCGACGGCGCGGUGCCUCGCGAGCAUCGACAGGGUAGACAUGAGGCUGCACGGCAGGAGCCGGGUGCUCACCCUCGUCGACUAUGCGGUCGGCCCUGUCGACGACGCGGAGGAGGAGUGGCUGCGGCUGGGGGCGCAGGCGUGGGCCCUGCGGCAGUGCGGCCAGUUCGCGUGGGACGAGCUGCGCGUGCGCAGGCUGGGCCUCGCCGAGGGCGGCUGCCAGGAGCGGGCCCUGGGCGACGAGGACUUCCAGCGGGCCGAGCGGGCGGUGCGCGAGGCGCUGCUGGCCCACCGCUCGGGUGGGCUCGCCGCCGCGCCGUGCGCGCGGGCGCCCGGCGAGCGGCCCGCGGCCGCAGGCGCGCGAGAAGCGGAGGGUCGCUUCGAGGCGGGCGCGGCGCAGGGGGCCGCGCCGGCGCGGCCAGCGGCCUCCCAGCACCCCGGGUGGCGUCCGAGUGCCUGCGGCGACUGCCAGCAGCAGGAGGCGGACCCCGUGGCGGCCACCAGGGGCACGACCGUCGUACGCACGGUGGACCAGGCGGCGGCCGCCGUGGAGAAGCUGUGUUCGCUGACAGAUCGCAUCCACGCCGUGGACACCGAGGUGAGGGGCUGGUCGCCUGGGCAGACGCCCUACGGGAACGGCGAGGUGAUCUGUUUCUCUGUGUAUUGCGGUGACGACGUGGACUUCGGAGAUGGACCUCGCUUGUGGGUCGACAACCUUUGCGAGAACGGCCACAGUCGAGACUUGUUGUGGCGCUUCCGCGAUUACUUUGAAAAUCCCAAGAUCCGAAAGGUGUUUCACAACUACGCCUUCGACCGGGCAAUGUUCGUGAACGAGGGUCUAUCGGUAGCUGGCUUCGCAGGGGACACUAUGCACAUGGCCCGCUUGGAGCACUCGGACAGGCAGGUCUACUCGCUGGAGGGUCUGGGCGAGGAGCUGCUGGGAGAGGCGUGGCGCAAGCGAGCUCUCAGGGAGUUCAUGGCAGAGGAGAAGUUGAGGUCCGUAGACGACCUGCACUUGAGCCCCAAAGACGAAGUGAGGGAGGAGUGGAUCGACUAUUCUACAUUCGACACGGUUGCGACGUGGAAGCUCCACGAGUGCUUGGAGCGCAGGCUGAGGCGCAUGCCCUGGCACGGCGGCUGCAUGCUCGAUUUCUACGAGACAUACUGGAGACCUUUUGCAGAGGUGCUCGUGGACAUCGAGGCUUGCGGCAUCCCCAUCGACACCGCGCAGCUUCAAGAGCAGGAGCGGCGUGCCCGGCAAGAUGUCGACCUGUGCCACAAACGUUUCCAGGAAUGGAUUCGGGCGGAGUACCUGGAAAAGUACCCAAGCAAGCAGGAGUUGCAGAACGCCCCCGAACAAAUUAAUCUACAAAGCUCCCGACAGAUGCAGCAUCUGCUGUUUGGAAAGGGCGUGGAGACAUUUGGAUCGACGGCUAUCGGCGGGCUCGGGCUUCCAGAAACAUUGUGCCGCACUCGGACUGCUACGGGGGGCUUGUCUCUCUCAGGCGAAACCAUAUUGAAGCUGUCGGGUAGCAAUCCAGAGAGCGGGGAGCAGGGCUGUGGCACAGCCUUGCCGUUCCUCGGUGUGCGCGGUUGCACUGGUCUCUCUAUGAUCAACAAGGCAAAAGAUAUCGAAAAGAACAUUAACACGUUCCUCUUGCCUCUGCAGAAGCACGUGGACAGGCAAGGACGCGUGCACACCUCGCUGAAACUUAAUACUAAUACAGGGCGCUUGGCUUCUUCCGAGCCGAAUCUUCAGCAGCUUCCGGCGCUGGACAAGGACGUAUACAAGAUCCGCCAGGCAGUGAAGUGCGCAGACGACCGCCUCUUCAUAGUUGCCGACUACGGUCAGCUGGAGCUGAGGGUAUUGGCACACAUGUCAGGGAGCAAGCAGAUGAUCCAUGCUUUGUGCUCUGGCAUUGACAUACACUCGGCGACAGCUCUAAACAUGUACUCGCACGUGAAGGCAGCGGUCGACAGAAAAGAGGUGUGCCUCAAUGGUGGCGGGGGAGUCCCGUUGCUGAAGGACGUUUUCGGAUCUGAGCGGCGCUGUGCGAAGGCUGUCAAUUUCGGGAUCGCGUACGGUAUGACGGAACACGGCUUGUCUCUAAAUCUGAAUUGCGACUUGGAGGAAGCCAAGCAGAUGAUCGCCAAGUGGUACGAGGCUUACCCAGAGGUCAGGACUUGGCAGGAGAAUGUGAAGUUGGAGGCCAUCGGACAGGCAGAGCAGAGUGGAAGCGACUUGGCGUACGUCAGGACUCUCAGGGGUCGCCCGCGGCCGCUGCCCGUGGCCCACCUCAGGCCGCGGGGAAAGCGGGCGUGGUCAAAGAGCGCAGAGUCCAGGGACCAGGACCUGCAGGAGUGGAAACGCGCCAACUCCGCGAAGCGUCAGGCCACCAACGCGCCGAUCCAGGGCGGCUCGGCGGACAUCGUCGUCGAGGCGAUGAUCAAGGCCCACCGGAGCAGCGAGCUGCGACGCCUGGGGUACCAGAUGGUGCUGCAGAUCCACGAUGAGCUCAUCUUCGAGGGCCCCGCCGAGAAUGCCGACGCCGCGCUCCUGGUUGUCAAAGACGUCAUGGAGCGGCCGUUCCUCGACGGCUGGGAGAUGAAGGUGCCGUUGCCCGUGGACGCGAAGGUGGUGGCGACGUGGAUGGAAGCCAAGUAGCACGGACGACCGCCGUGAGCUGGCCGAGGAGCCCCUGGGGCAAGCGCCCCAGACCAUCGGCCAGCCCCCGCUCUGCAACGGCUACGCGGAGGGGACCUUCGCCGGACGGACCUUCCGCGCGGGCCCCCCUCGGGCGUCCUCCCCGCGCUGGUCACGAGUGGCGAACGCAUCUGUGUCCCCGCCCUCGCGGUCUGGAUUCUGGGGCGCGAUCCCGCGGAUACGCGGUCGCACGAUUACGCUCUGCGCGUGGCAUCCGCGGCCCAGGGGCCCGGCCCGCGAGGCCGUGGACACGGAUGUGUCUCACGCCCACGGACUGGCCUGCGCGUUGUCGGCCUCUUCGGCGGCUUCCGAAAGCCGCGCACCAGAGGUCGCUCCUGCUCGUGGCCGUUCUGCAGCGCGGAGCCGCGGCGCGCGCAAGCCCACUCGGAGGCGGGAUCCGCAGUGGCUCGGAUUGCGGGGGGCCCUGGAUGGGGCCGUGCCCCCCGCGCGUGCCCUGGGCGGGCAGAGCGAGAAGAAAAGGGGAACGCGGGCGCCGAGGCAGCCAG
This is a messenger RNA of Prorocentrum cordatum, 3983 nucleotides long. Lineage: Eukaryota; Dinophyceae; Prorocentrales; Prorocentraceae. The record is from the annotation of a GenBank genome assembly.